Messenger RNA from Xyrauchen texanus (razorback sucker), 4467 nucleotides. RefSeq names its product inositol 1,4,5-triphosphate receptor associated 2-like. The record is from RefSeq and is a predicted model, not a curated record. NCBI's taxonomy places the organism in Eukaryota, Metazoa, Chordata, Actinopteri, Cypriniformes, Catostomidae. The coding region runs from base 25 to 4461 and encodes 1478 amino acids. Gene Ontology annotation, cellular component: endoplasmic reticulum membrane. The transcript has 37 exons.
CUUUCUCUCUUUGCUCGUUCCAGCAUGGACGUAGGAGUGAUCCCAAGACGGCACAACCCUGUGGACAGCAUCUGCCGCAAACUGCAGACCAUUCAGCGACGAGAUCAAGAGGUUAACUCUCCUUUUCAGAUACCCAAGUUCCAGUCCAGCAGCUACGACAGCCCUCAUUCGGGGCUGCGCCUCAACCUGGAGACCAUCCUGAAGAAGCAUGGUGUCCGAGCUGAUGAAGACUCUGACUCCUCUGUGGGCAUGCUGACCCCCACAGCCUCCCCAGGGCCGGGGUCUGGCACCCAAACCCCUCAUGUCCCCAUAACUCCUGCCAAUGCCACUUACACCAUCACCAGCACUUUAGGCACACUAGGAGAGAGGAGACCCACCGCACAGACAUAUAGCCGGCCAUUUCGACGCAACUGUUCCACCCCAGCAGCCCAGACUGGAGACAAUUAUUUCAAUUUCACCCCACGUUACACCACACAAACUUUGUUAGAGGAGCCUGACACUGGGAAGCUCCAACCACCUGGCUUGCUCUCAUAUAACCUGAACUUCUCCUCGGAUAUGUCUAACAUGGACAGUGAACUUCCCUACCCAGCCCUUGUGGUUAAGAGACUUUCAUUGGGCGAGGGAUCUAUGUUUCCCUCUGAGCCCAAGAAAGAGAGCAUGGCAGAGGUUAGUCUGAUUUGUGAGGAAGACCUGUUGGACACAAUUUUCCAGGCCUGUGAUACACAGUGCAGAGGUAAAGUUUAUGUGUCACACAUUGUGGACUUCUUGAGACACACCACCUGUCGCAGUUCAGAAGACAGUGGUCUAGAGGAGCUGUGCAAUAUGCUGGAUCCAGAGCACAAGGACAUCUCCAUAGACCUAGACACGUACCAUGCCAUCAUGAAGGAGUGGAUUGAUGACUGCCGCAACCAGGAGAAGGACUCAAAGAAUGACACCCAUCAGGAAUCUUUCAAACUGCUGGACAGUUUAUCAGCAAAGAGAUGUGCUCUUCUAAAUAUGACGUCAGGCAGUCUAGAAGCAUUUGGAGGGGAGGCCUCCAGAGCAGAGCUAGAGACGUCGGAUCUGGUGUUCUGUGUGGCAGAUCUGCAGCUAAAUAAUCAGAAGCUCCAGGAGGAGGUUCGUAAACUGAAACAGACGGCAGAGAACAUGGAGGACACCAACCAGAAACUUAUUGAGGAAAAUGAAGAGCUCAAGGCUCAGGCUAAAAUGGGGCAGCAGUUAUUACAGAAGGAGAAGAUGCUGAAAGAGGAAGUUGAAGAGAUGAAAUUAAGCCUGACGUCCUCUGAAGAGAGUCGAGCUCAGGCCUCAGCUCAGAGAAAGUAUAUGGAGCGAGAAAACCAAAGUCUCAUAUCCAAGAUUGCUGCUCUACAGGAAGAGAACAUGAAAGUCACACUGGAUGCAGAGGAGCUCCAGAAAAAGAUGAGUGACCUCUGUGACCUUAACGCUGACCUUCAGGACCAAGUUCAUUCAUUUGAUGCUGUUCUGGCUGAGAAAGAGUCAAUAAUUCAGGAGAAAAAUAAACAGAUUGAUGAUCUGAAGGUGGUCAUUGUGGAGUAUUCCUCAGUUACAGAGCUGCUGAGAGCAGACAAGAACAAACUGGAGUGUCAGAUGCAGAUGAUGCAGCCUGAUAUGAGCAUACCGGGUCUUUCUCUCUCUGUGGCGUACAGACUCAAUCAGAUGAGUUCAGGCUCUCUUCAGACAGAGUUGGCAAUGGCACAGAAUCCCUUGGAGGGUUUGGAGCAUCUCUCCUCCUCUGUCUGUUUUGCGUCCUCUCUGGAUGAGACUCUAGAUCGUGAAGUCCUUCUGCUGCUCCAAGGCCCGACGCCAGAGCAGCUGUCUCUGGAAUUUAAAGCUCUGAUCAGCAGACUAAAGAGGGAGUUCAAGCAGGACGGGGUGACCUUUCUCACAGCACUUAGAGGUGUUUCAGAGAGCAUUGAAACUCAGGAGGCCAACUCUGACUUCAAGCUGCAGGGCCUGGAGGUGCAGCUUGAGCAGAGAAGAAAUGACUGGAGCCGCAGUCUCGAGCAGUUAGACCAGUACACAGACUCUCUAGAGAAGGAGCUUCUGAAGAUGGCCAGCAACAUGAGACGGUCUCGUACGGAGAUUCUGCACUUGUCUGUCAAGGUGCAAGAGCAGGAGAGUCAGAAACAGCAGUUGCGGGAGGAACUCGACCGGCUUAAGACACCGCUGGACAACAGAGAGGCCAGCAGCCAAACACCAGAUCAUCUACAGCAGGUAGUGGAAGAGCUGGAUGGCCCCUGUCUUGAAUGGGACGAAGAAUAUGUGUUGUCUGAGUCACCUCCUUUACAAGAGCUCAGACCUGAUCAGGAAAUGCUCCAGGAACUGGAAGAUGAAGAAGAGCUGCAGGCCUUGAAAGAGGAGGAGGACCAGACUGAGACCAUAAGUGACAAGAUCCAGGUAGUCAUGGAUAGGACUGAGGGAGAAGGUGAAGCAACGCAGGAUUCAGGAGUAGAAACUGAGGAGCUUCAAAGAGACUCUGCGCUCUCCCAGAGAGCUCUACCAGACGACAUCACUGACGAAGAAUUGCAAAAAACUCCAUUUGUGGAUAAGGGAGGAAUGCAGAGGCCUUGCACAUCUCCAAAGGAGGAAUCCAGACUCCCAGAAUGCACUGGGCCUGAAGACGCCCACGAGCAGGCUGCUGCUCUGCCUCACACCCACAGUCAGUGUGCUGAUGACCUAUCACUUAGGUCUGAGACGCUAAAUGAGCAGGUGACCUCAGUCCCAGACCUCAGUUCAUGUCCUGCACUCUCCUCCUUUGUUACAUCUGUGGUGGUAUCUCCCUCCACAGCGCAGCCUGAAGUGGGUGAAUCCAUUUCUUUGACUGGAAGGAGCCAGCAGCAUUCGGCAGCCACAAACCGAGGAACUGAGGAAGAAAGUGCGGCCUUCACAGCCGACAUGAGUGACUCACAGAGACUGAGUGAGGGCAAGCUUUCUGAAGUGUCUGCAAAAUCUGAGAGGAGUCUCUUGUUGCCAGUAGUGGAGGAAGAGGAGGCUGUUCCUGAGGCAGUGGGUUUGAACUCACCAGACAAAAACAAGCCUGAAGGUACAGUGACCACACCUGGAUCAAACCCAGCCGCCACCACAGCUCACCAAACGAAGGAUCAAUUUGACAAGACAAAUGAUGUAACCCUUGACCCCAUUGUCAAUAAGGGUAAUCUUCCAACAGUCACUGCUGCGCAAGGCUCCAAUAAAGACACCCUACCUCUGAUUAACAAGUUCAAGAAGGAAAAGACCCACAGUAUGGAAGCCAUUGAGGAGCAAAAAACACAAGAGGACAGUGAGGCUUCAGUCGCCACAGAAAAAGGUGACUCAUCUGUCAUCUCUGAAAAUGUCAGCGAUUCCACCACCAAAGAUGAGAAGAACAGCCUGUCGCCAAGUGACAAAGAGAUUGAGGCUGAGUUCCACCGUCUUUCUCUAGGCUUCAAGUGUGACAUUUUCACCUUAGAAAAGAGGCUCCGCAUGGAGGAACGGUCUCGGGAUCUAGCCGAGGAGAAUGUCCGCAAGGAAGUGACUAGUUGUCAAGGCUUACUGCAGGCCCUGAUUCCACGGUGUGAGGAGGAUAACCAGUCCAUGGAGAUCAUCCAUCGCUUGCAGAAGAAUCUGGAGGUCCUCAUCCAGUCCAUGACCAGAGUGUCUAGCCGUUCAGAGAUGCUUGGGGCCAUUCAUCAAGAGAGCAGAGUGGGUAAAGCAGUGGAGGUGAUGAUUCAGCAUGUGGAGAACCUGAGGAGGAUGUACACCAAGGAGCAUACAGAGCUGUUGGAGCUCAGGGAGAACCUCACACCGAAUGAGAGGUCCUUUGGGUCUCACACUGAGAGGGAUGAUUUUAGGAACAAAAAGCCGUCAACUGCACAACUUUUCAAAGUCACUAGCCGACGCAUUAGUAUAGCUACUCUGCCCCGCACCGUUGGAGGAAAUGCCCAUUUUGACAUGCCCAAAGACACAGCAGAGACAGAGGCAGAAAGACUUUCCCGUCGGUCGCCAUGGAACAUGGCAGCCAAGAGGCCACCCCUAAAGCGCUUCAUUAGCUCUGGUACUUGGGCCGACAUUGACGAGCCCACUCUGAUGAGUAGGUAUGGCUGUGACAGAGACUCACACUCAGAGGAGCGGAAAGAGGAACCAGAGGACCGAAGGAGUAGCCUAACUGACCUAGGCAUCAAAAUCACCUCCUUCAUAAUGCCAGCCAAGAUCCCCAGCCCAACUGAUCACACUGUUCCCAGUCUGACGGAGACAAGGCCUGUAGUGUCCAGAGGCACCAGGGGUGUUUGGAUUUGGGUGGCCUUGUUCGUAGUGCUAGCUGCUCUCCUGGCCCUGUUGGCCAACUUGAUGUUACAGCCAGCAGUAGACGCAGCACCUGUGGGUACCGGGGACUCCUGGAUGACCAUCCAGCAGCUUCUGUGGCCCUACACAGGGCUGAGGCACAACGCCCAACCUCCUGUGUGACACCGG